This is a messenger RNA of Blastomyces dermatitidis ER-3, 2610 nucleotides long. Its product is annotated as ZZ type zinc finger domain-containing protein. The transcript is spliced from 3 exons. Gene Ontology annotation, molecular function: zinc ion binding. NCBI's taxonomy places the organism in Eukaryota, Fungi, Ascomycota, Eurotiomycetes, Onygenales, Ajellomycetaceae. The record is from RefSeq and is a predicted model, not a curated record. Bases 1 to 2610 code for a protein of 869 amino acids.
AUGGCUGCUCCGUUCCAACCCCCCCAGACGGCUCCUGUUGGCCCGGAAACUCUGAUUUCCAUCAAAGUCCUCUUCAAGGGCUACACGAGACGUUUCAAGCUACCCUUGCGAGAGCUUGGUGCUUCCUCCUUGCCACAGAAGGUUCGCCAACUGCUAACUAUCCCUGACGAUGCCAACGUCACCCUCGAACGUUAUUCGGAUAGUGCUGGCUCCUACGUAGUCCUUGACAGCGAGAAUAUUUCUGUAUACAAGCAGCUGUAUCGUGCAGCUAAAGCUAAAUUGAAGCUUCGAAUUAAGGUAACUCUGGCUCCAGAGCCAGCGCCUGAACCUCAACCCUUAUCUGUGCCUCCCCAGAGCACAGAUGCCCAGCAAGAACAACCCCAGCAGCGAUGCAGCUACCUCGAAACCGUUCUUCGUGUCCCGACCGAUGGGUUCGUCAACCAGAAUGAUUAUCCUGCUUCUGGAUCUUCUCCACCCCCUCCCUUAAACCCUGCCAUGUUCCCGAGCGUUCCAGACGAUAGCCCAGCUGGGGUCGACAACCAGAUACCUCCCCAGGCAGAACCCCAACGAGAUACGGACCUCGUGCAAUCAAAUCCCGUGUCCACAGCUGGAGAUAUGUGUGCUGCUGGUCCCAAUCUCAAUCAGUUGUCGCCCAUUUGCAUCGACUGCAAUCACUGUGGCGAACGUGUGCCUGAUGCCCACUAUCAUUGCAGUAUCUGUGAUGAUGGGGAUUAUGAUCUAUGCCAGAAAUGCAUCGAUGCAGGUGUCCUCUGCCCAGGGGAGGGGCAUUGGUUAAUCAAACGGACCGUCAACGACGGAAGAAUUAAUUAUAGCGUUACCGAGACUAUUGCCCCGCGAAAGUACCACGAGCCAGAACCUCAAGAGGAGCUCAACAAUACGGAAAAACACAUCACUUCUAUGGAGGUUGACGAGAUGAGGGUUAGAGCGCGGACCUGCAAUGCAUGCUUCAGAGACUUCAAUGAGAAAGAACUUGUUACCUGCCAGGAUUGCCCAGACUAUGACCUCUGCUUCACUUGUCUUCUUGAGGACAGGCAUGGUCACCAUCCUGGACAUUCCUUCUCCCUUAUUGUAGAUGGCGAGUUCCAGUCGAAGGGCCUCGUCAUGUCGACCUGCCAGCCUGGGCGUGGUCGUUACCACGCUGCAAUCUGCGAUGGAUGCAACAAGGUGAGCUUUUGCGCCCCAAACUGCCUUAUUGUUGAAUUCGACGGUUCUAAUGCCAUGCAGUCUAUCAAAGGCGUCCGCCAUAAGUGUCUUAAUUGUCCGGACUGGGAUUAUUGUUCAAAGUGUAUCAUGAAUGCUCCGGAAUUCCACCCUGGUCACCGCUUUGCUCCACUCUAUACACCGAUUCCCGAGCCACACGAUUACCGCCCAACUCACUACGGCGUUAUCUGUGAUGGUCCUCUUUGCUCUGUGUCUUCUAAGCCUGUUUAUAUCAGAGGAAUCCGCUAUAAGUGUGCCGUUUGCCAUGACACAGAUUUCUGUGGAAAUUGUGAAGCCCAUCCUGACAAUACUCACAACCGCACACAUCCUUUGAUUAAGUUCAAGACGCCUGUUCGCAAUGCAACUGUCACUACCUUCAAUAACACCGGCGGUGGUGGGGAGAGUGCUGUUACUCUCGGUGAUCAACCAGUUACGAAAUCCACUUCAACUGAGACUGUUGCACCUUCGAAAUCGAAUGCUGCAACUCAGGUUCAGACAGAGAAGGCAGACACGGACGCUGCCAGUGUGGCUGACAGUGACGCUGCCAGUGAGGCAGAUUCCACCACUGCACAGCCAAGCGUUAAAGAUGAUGCUAUGACCAGCAGAGCAGAACUAAGCUCCACGCCUUCUGAACUUCGCGCUCUCUUCGUUCGAGACACCAUUCCUGAUGGGUCGCGUCUUGCUCCCAACAAGACCAUUACUCAAACAUGGACCCUGUACAAUCCUGGGCCUGCCCCCUGGCCAAAGGGAUGCAGCGUUCGCUUUGUUGGAGGGGAUAGCAUGUUCAACGUCGACACCAAUCAUCCAUCCAGUCUCAGCAACCUUGUGUCUGCGAUGGAAUCGCAAGAGCUUACGAUACACACUCCCGCAGGUGCCUUUGCUGACUUUACUAUCGAACUAAAGACGCCUCGGCGUGAGGGCCGGGCCAUUUCAUACUGGCGUCUCAAGACACCUGAUGGACGUGCUUUUGGGCACAAGCUAUGGUGUGAUAUCGACGUCCGAGCCUCUGCCGAGGAGAUGGAGACUCUUCCAGAGCAGACUGCAGAUAAUAAACAGUCCUCCGUCGAAACAGAGAAAUCAAGUGUCGAAUCGCGCACCGAAGCCGGAGAUGCUGAGGUUUCCCAGGGGGAGUCUCAGUCUGAGAGUGCAAUGAUAUUCCCCAAACUGGAGACAGAAUCCCCUUCAGCGAGUAUCGAAAAGUCCGUUUCUCCUAAAGUUCCCGCAGCCAACGAACUUGAAGUGAAUCAUGAUCUGGCAGAUGAUGUUGAGAGCCUCACGCUUGAUGGCAACUCGACUGAGGACGACUUCCUGACUGAUGAAGAAUAUGAUAUACUUGAUGCCAGCGAUCAGGAGUUUUCUCCCGAAGCUCAGAGGGCGGACAGGACAUGA